Molecule: messenger RNA, 846 nt
Organism: Paramecium tetraurelia
Lineage: Eukaryota; Ciliophora; Oligohymenophorea; Peniculida; Parameciidae
Exons: 3
Biological process (GO): isoprenoid biosynthetic process
Cellular component (GO): cytoplasm
Molecular function (GO): mevalonate kinase activity; ATP binding
Source: RefSeq, a predicted model, not a curated record
AUGUUUGUAAGAGCACCAGCCAAGAUAAUCAUUUCUGGUGAGCAUUCUGUUGUGUAUGGACAUAAAGCAUUAUGUGCAGCCAUCAAUAAAUACACCAAAAUUAAAAUACACUCAAACAAAGCUAAUUCAAUAGAGAUAAGAUGGGGAAAUGAUUGGCAUGAAGUCUUGAAUCUAGAUUCAAAUAAUACUAAUUCUUAGUUAGCUUAAGUGGCACGCAUCUUAAAUAUCAAACCCUCAAUAAUAGAAGUGGAAUCUGAAGAUCCUCAGCCUCUUUCUGCUGUUGCAUUAUCCAAAGCUAUGAAUGGAUCUAUUGAAUAAGCAAUUGAAAUUGAGAAUAUAUUUCAUGGUAAGAGGGGAAGCGGAUUAGAUGUGUAGGUCACUAAUCAUGGUGGCAUAUGUAUAUUUUAGAUAGGAAAACCGAUUUAGAAAGUUAAUCUUCCUAUUCAAAAUAUAUUGCUAAUUGAUUCAGGCGAUAGAAAAUAAAAAGGAACUGAGGGAUCAAUUGCAAAAGUUAAAAAUUGUGUUGAGUAAAAGGAUGGAAGAUAAAUUUUGAAUAGAAUUUCAGAAGUAACUGAAUAAAUAAUUAAAGAAGGACUUGUGAAAGAGUUGAUAUAUGAAAAUCAUGAUCUUUUGAAUAGGUUAGGCAUUUGCACUGAUAGGAUAAAUGAUAUAAUUAGAAUUUGCAAAAGAGAAGGUGUUCCUGCAAAAAUGACUGGUGCUGGAGAUGGAGGGUUUUGUAUUGCGUUUCCAAAAGAUGAAUAAGAAUCUGACUUUUUAGUAUCAAAACUGCACAAUUAUAAAACCUUAAAAUCAAAUAUCGAUAAAGAAGGUUGUAAAAUAAUUUGA